AUGCUACUAUGUUCCUCGAGAUUACAGCCAAGAUCGCAUGACUCUUAUUGUCGCAAAAAUGUGACCAUUAAUUUACGACAGGAUAACGAAUGGUCCACCACGAUUCAGAGAACUCCAAAGAAAAUAUUUAAUCCGAAUUCAUGGAUGACGAAUUCGAUGAGUUUCGUUCCUUUCGUCGACAAUCGGCUCUAUUUUGAUCCAAACUCUUUAUCUUGUAUCGCGACAUCUACUGUAGAUCCGCAAUAUUCAGAAGAUGUUAUAAGAUCGUCUAAUAUAAUGCAACGUCACCAUCAUCAUCAUCAUCAUCGUCGCCGUCAUCAUCAUCAUCAUAGAAAGCAUAGACGCGUGGUCAGUGAUCCGGGUACAAGAAAUUGGAACGUCGCUAAUCAAGAUGUCAAACGACAUCGUAGGAUGUUCAGCUACGAUACGGGUAUUACUGGUCUGAGAUUGAUAGAAGAGGCAUCAAUAGCUGAGAUCGAUAAGGAAAUUCCAUCCCCUGAUGAGACGAAAAUAUCGACUUUCAGGAAAGUGCCAUGGCAUUCGAACUUGCACAUGCUCAAAAUCAGAAGAACCUAGCACGAUAAAAUGACUUAUAUAUGUUGUACGUGGGACAUUAGAAUGAUAUAAAAGGAAAACGAGUUUUAUCAAAAGUUUCAAAUAAGUUGAUUGAUCGUCUCGUUAUUUUCCUUUUAUCCUUGUUUUUCGAAGGAUUGUAAUGACGAGGCAUUAUUUAUUCUAUUACAGGUAGUUGCACUUUUGGCGUCUUUAAGGUCAUAAUAUCAUUUUAUUUCAUUUUUAUUUAAUAUCAUUCCGCUUGAUAUUAAAAUUUCAGUGAAAAAUGACUAGUUUAAUAGUUUAAAAAAAUAUAAAAGAUUAAUAAAAGAUUAAUACUUUAAUUUUGCUUAAAUAUCUAGUUUAAAUAGAAAAAUAACGUUGUUGAAGUCACUAAUCUACGUUUAUGAACAUAUGAUUUCAAUUUAAUAAAUAGAAUAUUUUAUUUCUCGUGAAUGAAUAAUGAAUAAUGUAUAAAAUGUGUCAUAGUAUCUAUAUAAGUAGAUAUUUAUUUUUAUAAAUGAACUAAUGUAUUUAAAUAUAUCGAUCAUUCGAUAUUCAAGGAAAGUAUGUAGAUUAAAAUAAUUGGAAAUGAUCAAAAAAUUAUAAUUCAAAUUAUAAAGAAAAUUAUCUUAGAGACGCUAAAUCUUAAACUUCCUAAUAUAAUUAUAGAAAUAUCAAAGCGAGUAAAAAUUAUCCCUAAGAAAUACAGUACCUUUUCAUUUUACGUGCAAUAUUAUCGUUAUAAGAAUUUAUGUGUAAGAAUUUAUUUAUUGUGCAAGUCAUGUGAAUACUAUUAUACUUACUAUUAGCCAUUGAGAUUGCGUUAUUAUUGUUGGAUACAGAGACGCAAUCAUGCAGUUCUCUUUUGUUUCAUUUUUUUCCUUUCUUUUGUUUUGUUUUCAUUGUCUUUCUUUUUUAAAUUGAAGUAUUUGUGAUUUUUGUUAAUUAAAUAAUAUUUUUGUACAUAUUAACUUGUAUUUUACCAAUUUUUCUGUGGUAAAUAAGAAUUGAUAUUUACACAGAAUUGUAUGAUGCAUUUAUUGAAUUCGCGAUACAUCGUUUAUAUAACAGUUUAUAUUUCAACAGAAAUAUAUUCGAAGCAAUAUAUUAUUCGUUAGCUGCUCAACUCAUAACUGUUUGUUCAAUAUUCAUCAAAUUAUAAUAAAAAAAAGACUUUCUUGUGGUGAAUAAAUGAAUAUUUUUUAAAUA
Molecule: messenger RNA, 1764 nt
Organism: Apis florea (little honeybee)
Lineage: Eukaryota; Metazoa; Arthropoda; Insecta; Hymenoptera; Apidae
Product: proton channel OtopLc
Biological process (GO): proton transmembrane transport
Cellular component (GO): membrane
Molecular function (GO): proton channel activity
Source: RefSeq, a predicted model, not a curated record